AUGGGGAGCCCCCGGGCCGCGCUGCUCCUGCUGCUCCUGCGCCCGGUCAAGCUGCUGCGGAGGCGCUUCCGGCUGCUGCUGGCGCUCGCCCUGGUGUCCGUGGGGCUGUGGACUCUUUAUCUGGAACUGGUGGCGUCGGCCCAGGUCGGCGGAAACCCCCUGAACCGGAGAUAUGGCAGUUGGAGAGAACUGGCCAAGGCUCUGGCCAGCAGGAACAUUCCAGCUGUGGAUCCAAAUCUCCAGUUUUAUCAUCCCCCGAGGCUGGGCCACCAGGACCAAGACUUGGAGCGAGGUGGGAGUGGUAACAGCAGCUACCUGAAGUGGAAUAAGCCUGUCCCAUGGCUCUCAGAGUUCCGGGGCCGCGCCAACCUGCAUGUGUUUGAGGACUGGUGUGGCAGUUCCAUUCAGCAGCUCAGGAGGAACCUCCACUUCCCACUGUACCCCCAUAUUCGCACCACCGUGAGGAAGCUGGCUGUGUCCCCAAAAUGGACCAACUAUGGCCUCCGCAUCUUUGGCUACCUGCACCCCUUCACCGAUGGAAAGAUCCAGUUUGCCAUUGCUGCAGAUGACAACGCUGAGUUCUGGCUCAGCCGGGAUGACCAGGUGUCAGGCCUUCAGCUGCUGGCCAGUGUGGGCAAGACUGGAAAAGAGUGGACCGCCCCUGGAGAGUUUGGGAAAUUUCGGAGCCAAAUUUCUAAGCCAGUGAGCCUGGCGGCCUCCCAGAGGUACUACUUUGAGGUUCUGCACAAACAGAACAACGAGGGCACAGAUCAUGUGGAAGUUGCGUGGCGACGGAAUGACCCUGGAGCCAAGUUCACCAUUAUUGACUCCCCUUCUCUCUCCCUCUUCACAAAUGAGACAGUCCUAAGGAUGGAUGAUGUGGGCCAUAUCCCUCAGACAGCAGCCAGCCACACAGGCUCCCGAGACUCUCUUCCCAGAGAGGAGCCACCCCUUGCAGACAUGCUGCGGCCUGACCCUCGGGACACCCUCUAUCGAGUGCCUCUGAUCCCCAAGACUCAUCUCCGCCACGUCCUGCCCGAUUGUCCCUACAAACCCAGCUACCUGGUGGAUGGGCUCCCCCUGCAGCGCUACCAGGGACUCCGCUUUGUGCAUCUGUCCUUCGUUUACCCCAAUGACUAUACCCGUCUGAGCCACAUGGAGACCCAUAAUAAAUGCUUCUACCAGGAAAGCUCGUACUACCAGGAUAGGUUCAGCUUUCAGGAGUACAUCAAGAUUGACCAGCCAGAGAAGCAGGGGCCAGAGCAGCCAGGCUUUGAGGAAAGCCUUCUAGAAGAAUCCCAGUAUGGAGAAGCGCCAGAAGAGACCCUUGCCUCCAACGUUCAGGAUGCCAGGAUGCCAGAGGGAAGACAAGUGCCUACCUUUCCCCCUGGGCAGGAUGUCACUGACUACCACCUCCGGAAACUCCUGGCUCAGACCCGGGAGGGUCUGCUGGCACCCUUUUCCAAGCAGAACUCCACAGCUCCCUUCCCUGCAAGGACUAGCGAUGUCCUAGUCCAGCAACCAGAGAAGAGGGAGCGACAAAAGGAUCCUGAGCCCAGCCAGGAUCCAUCUUACUCUCAGAAGUGGCCCCCAGGGCAUCUGGCAGGGAAACUGCCUCCUGUCAAGGGGCCCAGGCCCACUGGGCACAGUCCCAGGAAAACUCUAGGGCAGUCCCAGUGGCUGAAUCAAGUUGAGACAUACAUCGCAGAGCAGAGAAGGGGAGACAGGAUGGAGCCCCUAGCCCCUAGGAGGGGUUGGCAUGGCAAGGAAGACGUCGUGGUUGCUGCAGGCCAGGAAGGACAGGUGGAGGGAGAAGAAGAGGGGGAAGAAGAGGAAGAGGAAGAGGAUAUGAGUGAGGUGUUCGAAUACGUGCCCGUGUUUGACCCAGUGGUAAACUGGGACCAGACCUUCAGUGCUCGGAACCUCGACUUCCAAGCCCUGCGGACUGACUGGAUCGAUCUGAACUGUAACACGUCUGGCAACCUGCUGCUUCCGGAGCAGGAGGCUCUCGAGGUCACACGGGUCUUCCUGAAGAAGCUCAACCAGAGGAGCCGGGGAAAGUACCAGCUGCAGCGCAUCGUGAACGUGGAGAAGCGCCAGGACCAGCUACGCGGGGGUCGCUACCUCCUGGAGUUUGAGCUGCUGGAACGAGGCCGGCGCCCAGUGCGGCUCUCCGAGUACGUGUCUACACGAGGCUGGCCGGGCAUCGAUCCCGCUGGUGGGGAAGAGGUCGAGGCCCGGAACCUGCAGGGCCUGGCUUGGGGCUCAAACAACCGCCGGAGACAUGUGUUGAAUGUCCGGGCCCCGGAGCCCAAACUGUGUUGGCCCCAGGGCUUCUCCUGGAAUCACCGAGCCGUGGUCCACUUCGUUGUGCCUGUGAAGAACCAGGCGCGCUGGGUGCAGCAGUUCAUCAGAGACAUGGAAAAGCUGUUCCAGGCCACCGGCGACCCACACUUCAAUAUCAUCAUCACUGACUACAGCAGUGAGGACAUGGACGUCGAGAUGGCCCUAAAGAGGUCCAAGCUGCGGAGCUACCAGUAUAUGAAGCUGAGUGGAAACUUCGAGCGCUCGGCUGGGCUUCAGGCUGGCAUAGACCUGGUGAAGGACCCGCACAGCAUCAUCUUCCUCUGUGACCUCCACAUCCACUUCCCAGCUGGAGUCAUCGAUACCAUCCGGAAGCACUGUGUGGAGGGCAAGAUGGCCUUCGCCCCCAUGGUGAUGAGGCUGCAUUGCGGGGCCACCCCCCAGUGGCCUGAGGGUUACUGGGAGGUGAAUGGGUUUGGACUGCUCGGCAUCUACAAGUCAGACCUGGACAGAAUUGGCGGCAUGAACACCAAGGAAUUCCGAGACCGCUGGGGCGGGGAAGACUGGGAGCUGCUGGACCGGAUCCUCCAAGCGGGCCUGGAAGUGGAACGUCUCUCCCUCAGGAAUUUCUUCCAUCACUUCCAUUCCAAGCGGGGCAUGUGGAACCGCCGUCAGAUGAAGAUGCUGUGAUCCCGAGGGGCGACCCGCUGGACUGACUGCUUCCUGCUCCUUGACUUGUGCUGGCUCCC
Molecule: messenger RNA, 3053 nt
Organism: Lontra canadensis (Northern American river otter)
Lineage: Eukaryota; Metazoa; Chordata; Mammalia; Carnivora; Mustelidae
Gene: B4GALNT3
Product: beta-1,4-N-acetyl-galactosaminyltransferase 3
Exons: 20
Coding region: 1-2994 (997 amino acids)
Cellular component (GO): Golgi cisterna membrane
Molecular function (GO): acetylgalactosaminyltransferase activity
Source: RefSeq, a predicted model, not a curated record